CAGAGCUGUCGUCGGUGCCGUAUACUAACCAUAUAGUACCGCUCCUGGUGAUCCCCAAGUCCAAAGUCUCUUCCACCAACCCCCUCUGCUAUCUUCUACAUUGGUAUAAGAUACCACCAGGUUCUUGCGUGGACUGCGUGCAUUUCCCUAGUACCCAAAAUAGUCAAAGCUAACCUUCUCGCGAAGCCGAUGAUCAUCGCCAAACAGCCACUGCCGGGGGAUGAGGUCGACUUCCAGGAUGCACCCCCUUCCUAUGAUGCACUGGACAACGUCCCUCCGCCAUUGCCCCGAGACGAGAAAGCCGGGCCCUCGACAACGUACCCGCCUGCUGCCCCGCACCUCCCUUCGUCUACCGCUCUCAAAUCACCUAUCACCCCUCCUUCGAAGAGCGCUGGAAAGCGCCCCUCCUCCUCCUGGUUUAACUUUGGCCCAGCUGCACGAGCGAGCAAAGAGGUCCGGACGACGAUCCAGGGCCUCAUCCGGGACCUCGUCAAGCAAAAUGACCCGCACGGUGCGCUCGGCGUGCUCGAGAGCUGCGCCGACGCAUGCCGCUCCUUCGACCUCGCGAUUUCCUCUCUCCUCCAGGAACGCACCAUCGAGGGCCAUACCCCGCUCUACUGGGCGAUCAUCAAUCGCCCUGCCGAAUCCGCCCCAUCCGAUGAACCUGACUUAGUCACCGCGCUUCUCUCGCACGCUGCCCCAUUAUCCGACGCAACAGUGGACGAGCUCCGUCUUGCAUGUCUACAUACGUCCGACCAUGGGCUCUUCCAGCGACUCCGGCGCACGCCUGCCUUUUCACCACUCUCUGGGUCGGACGAGCUGAUCCUGGGCGGGAACGUGCCGGUGGACGACGUCGACGUUGAGGACGUCCCCGGCGACGAGUCCGGGUUCGUCGCGCGUUUCCGGAUGCCGAUGUUCCAAAAGCGGAUGCGGAUCUCAGAAGAGAUCAGUCUCGAGUUCAUCGCUAAAGGGCGGCUGUGGGCGCUCAAGUUCAUCGUCGCAAAGGACCACGAGACGCGCGCAGGCUACCAAUUCAUGCGCCCCGGAAGCUGGGUCGCCGUGCUCUCUCUCCUCCCGCACAGCCCUCCGACGUGGAUAGACUCGCGGCUUGUCAUCGAGGACCCCCGCGCGCGGACACAUCCGCCUCCGCCCCCGGACCCCACGGGGCCUCCCACGUCCCUGCGCGAGGCGGUGGAGGGCAUGAUGCAGUUCGACGCGCAGCCAGGCUCUGCGAAACCGAAGCCGAAGAUCGAGCUGCGCAUGAAGCGUUCGGAACAGCUGACUGCGCCCCCCAACAUGCGCUACCCGAACCACUCCGUUAUCCCUGCGCCGUUCGAGGAGAACACGCUCGCGCACAGUCUGCAGUUCAAGGGCUGUCCGUACAUCGAGAGCGACGGAUCGCUUGUAGCCAGACUGGAGGCGAGGCUUGUCCAGCCAAGUGGCCAGGACUGUAUCAUUUGUUGAGAUGUCACUACGAGUCACCGGUGUAUGUUAUCCAGGAUAUGUAUAGUAGUAGUACCUGGUUUCCGAUAACCCUCUCCCCUUCCGGAUGCACCCCUGCUCACCCUUUCAUGCCUCUAAGUUACUAUGUACUUAUAGAUACCCCCGGAUUGUUUCGGUAUAAUGUAUGAUGUCGAGAGGAU
This is a messenger RNA of Trametes versicolor FP-101664 SS1, 1643 nucleotides long. RefSeq lists its product as uncharacterized. The transcript is spliced from 4 exons. The record is from RefSeq and is a predicted model, not a curated record. The coding region runs from base 190 to 1464 and encodes 424 amino acids. NCBI's taxonomy places the organism in Eukaryota, Fungi, Basidiomycota, Agaricomycetes, Polyporales, Polyporaceae.